This is a messenger RNA of Maniola jurtina (meadow brown), 1168 nucleotides long. RefSeq names its product syntaxin-6 (gene Syx6). Gene Ontology annotation, biological process: vesicle fusion; intracellular protein transport; Golgi vesicle transport. The record is from RefSeq and is a predicted model, not a curated record. Gene Ontology annotation, molecular function: SNAP receptor activity; SNARE binding. Lineage: Eukaryota; Metazoa; Arthropoda; Insecta; Lepidoptera; Nymphalidae. The transcript has 6 exons. Gene Ontology annotation, cellular component: SNARE complex; endomembrane system; synaptic vesicle membrane. The coding region runs from base 152 to 937 and encodes 261 amino acids.
UAUAAUAUAGUGAAUUAUAGUGGGAUGGGCACUGGGAAGAAGUCAGGAAUUAUUUGCUCGUUCUUGUUUUAAUAAUGUUAGUCAUUGCUUAAUUCUUUGUUUGUUAGCGUCACAUGAGUCGGCUUGUGCAAAUACGUUAUUAUUAUUUGACAUGACUUUAGAAGACCCAUUUUACGUCGUCAAAGAUGAAGUGUUCAGAGCACUGAAUAAAACGCGUGGUCUUUACCUGCGCUGGCAAGAGAUCUCAAAAGCGCCCGUCGCGCCAAACAGCCCUGAGGCAGAAUGGACAUCUACAGAGUUGAGGAAUGCACUCCGUAGCAUCGAGUGGGACUUGGAAGACCUUGAAGACACUAUUAGUAUAGUUGAGAAGAAUUCGUCCAAAUUUAAGAUUGACAAUAAAGAAAUUAGUGACCGAAGGACAUUUAUAGAAGCCACCAAGCAAGAAGUUAAGGUGAUGAAAAGCAAGAUGAGCCUCAAUAGGCACCGCGAUAACGACGGAACGGCCCGCGAGCCUCUCCUGGGCGAAGAGAGCCCCAUGCAUUUCGGAAACACUUGGACUUCCACGCCCAAGUACUCCAAGUACUCCAAACUAGCGAACCAGACCGACAGCCCCAACCGCUUCGAUGCUUACGAUAGUGACAUCAUGUCCAUGCAAGAGAAGAUGCUGAUGAGCCAGGAUGAGCAGCUCCACGUCAUCAGCAGCUCAGUUGGAUCUUUGAAGACUGUCUCCAAACAAAUCGGGAUUGAACUGGAUGAGCAGGCUGUGAUGCUGGAUGAUUUGAAUACAGAGUUAGAAAACGCGGACUCCAAGUUAGAUUCAACGCUUAAAAAGGUGGCAAGAGUUCUUCACAUGAACAAUGAUCGACGACAAUGGAUGGCAAUUGGCAUACUGAUCGUUCUUCUAGUGAUUAUAUUAAUUCUAUUUGUUAUCAUGUAAAUACAUUAUACCUCUAAACUUUGACAUGAUAUUAUUAUAGAUCAAUGUUACUAAUUUGGUUGUACACAUACUCUUAACUAAAUUAGAUUAGGCAUAAAGUUAGUGUCAUCCAUUGAGCUAAUUUAGUAUCUAUAGUGCAAUCACACUUCACACUAUCACACUAAAAUAUUAUAAAGUCGAAAGUUUGUGUGUAUGUGUGUAUGUUUGUUACUCUUUCACGCAAAAACUACU